UUGACAAUUUUGUUUUCCGUGAAAAAAGUGGCGGCUAGCUGCAAAUGCAAACAAAAUAUUGGUUUAACCGUUGUCAAUUGUUAACAAAGUUGUGAGGAAACAUAAAUUGGUGAUACCCUAGCAACUAAAAUCAUUUAAAAGCGCAUUUAAAAGUAAUUUUGCUGUCGUGUGGGCAUAUUUUUGUAAGCAGCGGCCAUUUUGAGCGAAUCUACCUACUGUUUGACUGAGAGACGAUAACGAUUACACACGAGUGCCGCCGCCCGCCACAAGCUUUAAAGUUUAGCUUAGUAAACAUAAACAAAAAAGAACCAAAGUCUCAAAACAAAUAAAACAAGUUAACAUGGCUGAUGAAGAUAUUACUUUAAACGAAGACCAGCUCUUGGAGUCGUUGGAAGAGACUAACGGCGAGCAGGAGACUGAUAUUACAGCUGACACUGAGGAGGACGGCGGAAUGCAGAUCGAUCCUGAACUGGAAGCCAUCAAGGCGCGCGUGAAAGAGAUGGAGGAGGAGGCUGAGAAAAUCAAGCAAAUGCAGUCUGAGGUAGACAAACAAAUGGCUGGUGGUUCAUCAACCGGUCUGGCCACAGUGCCACUUUCACUAGAAGAGAAACAGGAAAUUGACACACGCUCCGUCUAUGUGGGCAAUGUGGAUUAUGGCGCAUCUGCUGAAGAAUUGGAGGCACAUUUCCAUGGCUGUGGCACCAUUAAUCGUGUUACCAUUCUAUGCAAUAAGGCUGAUGGUCAUCCCAAGGGCUUUGCCUACAUUGAGUUUGGCUCAAAGGAAUUUGUUGAGACUGCAUUGGCUAUGAAUGAAACUCUGUUCCGCGGCAGGCAAAUAAAGGUCAUGUCAAAGCGCACAAACCGUCCCGGACUCUCAACCACAAAUCGUUUCUCUCGCGGCAGCUUCCGAGGCCGAGGCGCACGUGUCUCCCGCUCCUGUUGUCACUCAACCUUCCGUGGCACUCGACGGGCAAUAGGUGGAUACCGCGGACGCGCCAAUUAUUAUGCGCCGUAUUGAUUGUUUCGUAAAACUUAGUAAGGUAAGUACGAAAAAAAACACAGAUUAGCUUUUCUCCGGGCAUUUCAAAAUUAUAUUUCAAUUAAAUUGAUCUUAACACUUCUGAAUGUUAUCUUCAGCCCAAGGCUUAGUUAGAAUUGCAUGUAGAAUUUUGAUGUGAUUGUCCGCUUUGAUUG
Molecule: messenger RNA, 1194 nt
Organism: Drosophila busckii
Lineage: Eukaryota; Metazoa; Arthropoda; Insecta; Diptera; Drosophilidae
Gene: Pabp2
Product: polyadenylate-binding protein 2
Exons: 5
Coding region: 341-1018 (225 amino acids)
Molecular function (GO): RNA binding
Source: RefSeq, a predicted model, not a curated record